This is a messenger RNA of Vicia faba (fava bean), 861 nucleotides long. The record is from the annotation of a GenBank genome assembly. NCBI's taxonomy places the organism in Eukaryota, Viridiplantae, Streptophyta, Magnoliopsida, Fabales, Fabaceae.
AUGGAUGUUAUACACAAAUUUCGAACUAGAGCUUCGUACCAUUAUCCGGGAAUAAACUCAGACAUCAAAAAGAGACUCACCCUCGGGUUUUUGCCGAGCAAAAGAACAUGCAACUUGUACAAAAAGAUGGAGAUACAACAAAGAAGUUUAUGUUUCAAGAAGAAUGUCCAAAACAAAACUUGGGAUAGCAAUAGAAUUUCAGCCAUAUUACCAAAGAAAGGCCCCAAAUCCGGGCGAAAUCCGAUGUCUCCAGCAGAGACAGUAGAUCACUUCUACACAUGUAUCAAUGAGAAAGAGCUGCAACAAUUGGAUGAAUGCAUAUCUAAAGAUGCCUGCUUUUAUGACUAUACCUUCAUCAAUCCAUUUCAAGGAAAGAAGGAAGUGAUGCAUUUCUUACAGCAGCUUACUGCUGGUAUGGGCCAGAAUGUAAAAUUCAGAGUGAGAAACAUAUGCGAGGGAGAUGAUUCAACUGUUGCGGCAAAAUGGCACCUGGAAUGGAAGAAGGAACAAAUCCCAUUCACCAGAGGCUGCAGUUUCUUCCAGUUAGCAAAAGUAGAAGAAAACAUGACAAUUAGGAAAGCUGAGAUAUUUAUUGAAUCAGUAGUCAAACCUGGAAGCAUAGUUUUGACUAUGUUAAAGACUGUGACCUCGUUGUUUGAUGACUUUCCAAAAGCAACAGAAUGGUUCUUAAGAAGACCUCAUUCAAUACUAAUAUGGAUGUUGAAAAUUUACAAUAUAUUUGUAGCACCUUUCCUCAAUCCAAUACUAGAUGGCUACAUAAAGCUAUGGAGCUUCAUGAUACGAUUGAUCAGUUAUGCAUUCAGUGUUGCUAUGUUUAUUUCUAAGAAUAUAUUCAAGUAG